GCGGGGGCGGGACCAGCCGAGGCCCAGAGUUACGCGCCCGCCCCCCCGGAGUGACAGAAGCGCCCGGGCACCGGAGCUCGCGCCGGGGUCGGAGUCGUCGCUCGGGUGUCGCUCCCCACCCCCGCUCCGGCCCCUCCGGUGUUAUGCGGCGGCCCUGAGGGGCGAGCGCAGCCCGGCAGGACCCGGCGCGGCCCUGAGGGGCGACGGGGUCUCGCUGAGCCUCGCCGGCCAAACCCAUGACUACGGCAAACUGCGGCGCCACCGACGAGUUCGACUUCAGGCUGAUCUUCGGCGAGGACGGGCAGCCCGGCCCCGGGCCGCCGCUGGGGCCCGCAGAUCUUGAGUCAGAUGACUGUGCAUCCAUAUACAUCUUUAAUGUAGACCAACCAUCAUCCUCUGUGAAUCAGCCUAUUUGUAUUCCUCGCCAUGGACUGCAAUCUCACUCCUCCCCUCUGACACCUCCUACAAGACUUCAGAGCCAUAAGAACUAUGAAGGCACAUGUGAGGUACCAGAAUCCAAAUACAGUCCACUAGGUGGACCCAAACCCUUCGAGUGCCCCAGUAUUCAAAUUACAUCAAUUUCACCCAACUGUCAUCAGGGGAUCGAAGCCAGUGAAGAUGAAUUACAUACAAAUGGCACAGAAAAUGACUAUAUGGAAAGACCUUCACGGGACCAUCUCUAUCUUCCUCUUGAGCCAUCAUACAGGGAAUCAUCCCUUAGUCCAAGCCCUGCCAGCAGCAUUUCAUCCAGAAGUUGGUUUUCAGAUGCUUCCUCUUGUGAAUCCAUUUCCCACGUUUAUGAUGAUGUAGACUCAGAGCUAAAUGAAGCAGCUGCUCGAUUUACCCUUGGCUCUCCUUUGGCAUCACCUGGCGGUUCUCCAAGAGGUCCCAGUGAUGAGUCAUGGCAGCAACCUUAUGGAUUUGGGCAUGCCUUGUCACCUAGACAGUCUCCCUGUCAUUCUCCUAGAACUAGUAUUACAGAUGAAAAUUGGCUAAGCCCUAGACCAACAUCAAGGCCCUCAUCAAGACCUACAUCCCCUUGUGGGAAACGACGACACUCCAGUGCUGAGAUUUGCUAUGCUGGUUCUCUCUCUCCUCACCAUUCUCCAACUCCAUCACCUGGCCAUUCUCCCAGGGGAAGCAUAACAGAAGACACGUGGCUUAACACUUCCAUCCAUAAUGUACAAGGCCUUAAUUCUGGCCUUUCACCAUUUCAGUGUUGUACAGAGACUGAUAUUCCUCUUAAAACAAGAAAGACCUCAGAGGAUCAGACUGCCACUUUAUCUGGAAAAGUAGAUAUCUGUCCUGAAGAGCAGGGAAACUUGUCAUCAUCCCUCGAAACUGUAGUAGAUGACUGCCCUGGAUCUCAGCACACCUUGAAAAAAGACUUGCCUGGAGACCAAUUUCUUUCUGUUCCUUCACACUUUACUUGGAACAAACCAAAGCCUGGUCAUACUCCUAUAUUUCGCACAUCUUCCUUGCCACCUCUUGACUGGCCUUUACCAAGUCAUUAUGGGCAGUGUGAACUGAAAAUAGAAGUCCAGCCUAAAACUCAUCACAGAGCUCACUAUGAAACAGAAGGAAGCCGAGGAGCAGUAAAAGCGUCUACUGGAGGACACCCUGUAGUGAAGCUCCUGGGCUACAGUGAAAAGCCUGUGAACCUCCAAAUGUUCAUUGGGACAGCGGAUGAUCGAUACCUACGGCCUCACGCCUUCUACCAGGUGCACCGAAUCACUGGGAAAACAGUUGCGACAGCCAGUCAAGAGAUAAUCAUUGCCAGCACCAAAGUUUUGGAAAUUCCACUUCUUCCUGAAAAUAAUAUGUCAGCCAGUAUCGAUUGUGCUGGUAUUUUGAAGCUUCGCAAUUCAGACAUAGAGCUCCGUAAAGGAGAGACAGAUAUUGGAAGGAAGAACACCAGAGUGCGACUUGUGUUCCGUGUUCACAUCCCACAGCCUAGUGGAAAAGUCUUAUCUCUGCAGACUGCUUCCAUCCCUGUUGAAUGCUCUCAGCGAUCUGCUCAAGAACUUCCUCAGAUUGAGAAGUACAGCAUCAAUAGCUGCUCGGUAAAUGGAGGUCAUGAAAUGGUGGUGACAGGAUCCAAUUUUCUUGCAGAAUCCAAAAUUAUAUUUUUUGAAAAAGGACAAGAUGGACGACCUCAGUGGGAGGUAGAAGGGAUAAUAAUUAGGGAAAAGUGUCAAGGGGCAAACAUCGUACUUGAAGUUCCUCCAUACCAUAACAAAACCAUUACAGCUGCAGUUCAGGUGCAGUUUUAUCUCUGCAAUGGCAAGAGGAAGAAAAGUCAGUCUCAACGUUUUACUUAUACACCAGUUAUAAUGAAGCAAGAGCACAGAGAUGAGGUGGAUCUGUCUGCUGUUCCAUCUCUGGCCCUGCCACACACAAGCAAUGUCCAGGGCCUGCAUUCAAUCCGAACUCAGCUGCCUUCACCAGAGCAAGGGCACCCACAUGACAAUUUCCUGUCUACAUCACCCAGAAGCCUUGUGUGUCCCGUUCAACCACCAUAUACAGCAAUGGUGACCUCAGCAGUGUCCCACCUGCCACAUAUGCAAGGUAGAAACCUUAGUCCAAGUGAAGAGUGUCAUGUUUUGCCUCCUGCUGUGGUUCAGUCUUUUCAGGUAACAUCAGCACCUCCUGUGAGGCCUUCUUACCCGCCUAUGCAGUCUAAUAAUGUGUACAAUGGACAGUCUGGUCUUCCUAUGAACUCUGUCUCCAGCCAAGGAUUUGAUGCUAUUUCAUUUCCGCAAGACACAGCUGUACCUCAUUUGAUAAAUCUUGACUGCCAAACUCUACCACCAGUGCAGUUUCAUUCUUCAAAUCCAGGUUCUGUGUCAACAUCAAGUACAGCAGGGCACCCACUGGCACAUCCAGCUCAUUCCGGAGAGCCGUCUGCUCACCUGCCAUCAAUGGGAUACCACUGCCCAAGCACUGGGCAGGGCUCCAUCCCUUCUGCAAUGGGUUGCUCCCUUGGGCAGUCUUCUCCCCAGCUGCAGCAAGUCCCAUACCAUUCUACAAAUCCGGCAUCUGCUUCAUCCCCAUCCCCAACAGCUUCCCACCCGCUGGUCCACUCACCGCUGUCUGGACCUUCCUCCCCCCAGCUACAGCCUGUGCCCUACCAGUCUCCGAGCUCGGGACCCACCUCAUCCCCCCCACCCCCAAGUCACUCAGACCAGCACUCUCCCCAGGCCCCCAGCCCUGCCCUGGGGGCUCUCAGCGCUGUGUCACCCCUCAGGCACCACUCCGUGUGCGACUCAUCUCCGUUUGCACCCGAUGGGGCAGCUAUUAACAUUAAACCUGAACCUGAGGAUAGAGAGCUGAAUUUUCAAACCAUAGGACUACAAGACAUCACACUAGAUGAUGACAGUUUUAUCUCUGACCUGGAAUACCAGCCAUCAGGUUCAACAGAGAAAUGGACUCAACAUUCAGCAUUCAUGUCCAACUCCUAUGUGGAAAAUCUAGAGGAAAAAUUGAUAACAAAAGAAGAUGUGGUUACUGCAGCUUCAGAAAUGCAAGGAUUCAGAAAACUGGCCCAUCAAACAGUGAAUGAGAUCAUAGGAAGAGAUAUGUCACAGAUCUCAGUGUCACAUGGAACAGCAGUGGCCAGCCAGCCUGCACGUACAUGUCCUGGAUCUCUGGAGACAAGAAUAUCUGAUGGAAUCCAGUAAUGGAUAAGCUAACGACUAAACACCCAUGAAAACUUCACCGUUUCUCUGAAUAUUUCUUCAUCCUCUUCCUCUUUAGACUUACUGUGCUUCCAACUCUGUGGCCUUUAUGAACUGGAACAGUGGAUCCUUGCAAAACCCUUUUAGUGGGUUACAUUUUUGAUGUAGAGACAGAGCAUUUUAACUAUAGUUCCUCAGAUGCUGUAAAGAGACUUCUUAAAAUGGACACACAGAAUCUACACCAGAUAUUUUAACUGUUUUAAAGUUACAAACAAGCUUUGCUGUUUGCAUUUAAAUAGAAUACUUUUAUAUUCUAAAAGUGCUUCAGAUGUGUGGAGAUGUUAGUUUGCUCUUAUAAUAUUCACAGUACUGAAUGUGGAAAAAGAUUGAAUGCACAUCUGCAGUGUGCUGCUUUCCCUUAGAGAUAGUAGAGUUUGUAACUGAUGAUUUGUAACACCUUUUGGUCAUUUUGGAAAGCCUUUAAAGCUUCUAUUGUCAAUUUUUUUUUAGUAAGAUCUUCCAGUGGCAAAUCAUACCUGUCAUCUGAAGCCAAUGCCAUGGAAGAGCCAUUAUGUAUAUGAAUAUCGUAGUGUUUUCUUUCUUAGAUUCAUAGGAAGCAAAGCCAAAUGUAGAUCUGCACUUGUUUAUAAACUGAAAAUGUUACUUGAUAGGCUGCAAAAAGACCAUUCCAUCAUGAAAGUGUUGGGAUAGAAAUUACAUUCCAAAAUUUAACUUUUAUAACUUUGUGGAUAAUCUUCCUGAUCUUUAUUAGCACAGGCUCCUUCUUGAAAUAGCAUUUUUCUUAGAAAGUUGCAUUUUUAAUCAAAUUUGAGCAGUAGGAUUUUAGAUUAAAGAACAGCAACAUCAAAGCCAUGUUAGAUAACAGAAGAAUAUUUUAUAUUUGCUGAGGAUCUAAAUGUUCCCUGCAGAAUAUGAUUUUGAAAUCAUCAGUUCAGUGGCAUUCAAGUUUUUGAUGCAAUAAAUCAUUUGAUCACAUCUGUACAUUUUAUAUGCUGUAUGCCUGAUCAUGCCACUUGGAAGUCCUAAGGAGAUGACAAUUACAGUUCCUUAAAUUUAGGCUGCUUAUAAAUGUCAGUUUGCUCAAAAAUAAUUUACUGUGAAUUAGUGGUUAGGUAGUGUAAUGUGUCCAUGUUGAAUUGUGAAGGUGUGAAGCAGAAGCUACCAAAGAAAUCCACAAGAUCCGCCACGGCAGCAGUGAACUCUGCCCUGUGCUCCAAGAAUGCAUCUCCCUUACCCACAUGAUCCGAUAAAUUGGAAACAAUCGGUUUACAUACUUAUUUCAAAAUCUCAUGCCUUUACAAUUAGACACCUUGGAGAGGAUCUGAAACUGCCUGUGUCACACGCAUUUCCCUGCCUCCAAAGGCACUCAUUUACAGAGCUUUCCUCCAUGGAACACACAGGGUACAACAGUCAUAGCAAAGGAAGACUGGAAAUAAUAUGGAACAUCAGAACAUCCACGACAUUCAGUUUAGUUCCUCAUUGGGGUGAGCCAUGAUGCUUUAACAAAAAUUGAGUGAAUUAACUCAAAGAAUUAGAAAAUUAAAAAGUAUAUCUGCAUUGGAUCCAGUUCAGACAACUGUGGACAAUUUAGCAGUUGAACACAUGGUGAGCACAUGCCCCUCUCUGUAGACUUAGAGUGGUCUGACAGGAAAAAGCAGUGCUGAGUUAUAAUUCCUGGAGGAAUUCUACUGACGUUGCAUUUUGGCAAACAGUCAUGGGGAAAACAUUACAUGAAUUGAAGUCAGUGCCCAAGCAAUACCAUUACAAUUGCUAUAAUCACAUCUCUGUAAUAGCUGAAUCAUGAACUUUUAAAAAGGACAUACGUUGAGCAGGUGAAAUUAUAAUUUCAUCACGUAACUUCCUUUUAAGAGUGCAGCCUGAGGCUACUAUCUCGAUGUUUCAUAAUUAUUUCAAACAACUUAGUGCAAGGCCACCAUGUACCUGCUGGGAAUUGUUAAGCAUCCGUUUUGUGAAUGUACUGUUCAGUGGUACAAAUCUUGAAAUUUGCAGAAAAAAAUUGGCAGAGCUGGAAUGUGAAAAGUGUGAUAUUGUAAUUGUCCUCAGCAGUGGUGCUUUACUUUGUCCUCUACUCACGUUAAAGAUCCUACAAAGGACUCAUAUGCUCAGAAAUACAUCUACUUGUGUUUUUAACACCUUAAUAACAAAAGAAACCACACAACACUGUAAACUGUGUAAUCUGUCUUCAGAGUGUGUGCUGGUGGCAAGGCACGUUCCAGUUUUCAUUCAUGUGUUGGGUCUUUUGCAUUAACCAUUGUUUGUAGGAGAAUUCUGACUUAAAAGCUUUUCAUGCUAGAUGGGAUUUAUGCUCCUUUAUCCUGCUGGUACAGACUCUCCUUGCAAGUUCUCCAAGUAGCUGGAAUUCACACUGUACCUAAAAUACAGGAGCCCAAACAAUCCGGAGUUGCUAUGCACUAAAUUUUCUGAUGCCUUUAAAUACCUUGAUGCCUGUAGACAUAGAGAUGCUUUCCUAUUUAAAAAUGAAAUUUAAAAAAAUAGUUUUGGAUACUAAAGCAGUUUUGUAUUUGCCUUGUAAAAGCUUCAGUACAAGGGUCUUAAUUUUAUUUUAGCUUGUGUGAUAACCUAGGUAAAGACUGUUAAUCUUGUAUAAUUUUAGUGAUAUAAAAAGCACACAAUCUCUAUUCGACUAUGCAAAUUUAAUUAAACAGCAGAACCCGGUAACUGUUGAUAUUUUGUUGGCAUCCACUUCCUUGCCCUUAAGUCCUGUAUUCUCCCUGAGUAGUUUUCCAAAAAUUUUAAAUAAUUUAGAUUAUCCUGAAGGAAAGCCUUAAUGAUGAGGUAGCUUUUCUAUAAAGAGGGUCAAAGGUCAAUGUUAAAAAAAAUUAAGGGGUAGCAUAUUAAUCCAGGGGGGAGGAGGGUGAGUUCUGAAAUUACUAUAAACUAGCAAUCUGAAUUUCUGUAGUAAAACUUAUCUGUUAUCAGGGGAACUGCCACCCUUUUUAAACCAAAGAAUGAAAAGAACGUAAUAGUUUUGUUCUGAUACAGAGCUUUGAAACUCUAUUUUUGAUAUUCAUAAUGGAUGUCAUUCCUUGAGGUUUGGAAAUCGUUCAAAUUGAAGUUUUAUAUUUAAAAAUGUGGGACAAUAAAGAUUAAGUUCUAGAUGUUUACAGAGCCUUGUAUUGUAAUUUCAUGUACAUUUUGUAUUUUAAACUUUUUUGUAAGUUAUGAUUGCAGUGCUACUUGCAGAAAUAAAGGGAAAAACUUGCAUUUAGGCUCUUAAAUCGUAGUGUUCAAAUAAAUAAAUAUAAUGGAAA
This is a messenger RNA of Myiozetetes cayanensis, 6991 nucleotides long. RefSeq names its product nuclear factor of activated T cells 3 (gene NFATC3). Gene Ontology annotation, biological process: regulation of transcription by RNA polymerase II; cytokine production; calcineurin-NFAT signaling cascade. The record is from RefSeq and is a predicted model, not a curated record. The transcript is spliced from 12 exons. Gene Ontology annotation, cellular component: transcription regulator complex. NCBI's taxonomy places the organism in Eukaryota, Metazoa, Chordata, Aves, Passeriformes, Tyrannidae. The coding region runs from base 237 to 3680 and encodes 1147 amino acids. Gene Ontology annotation, molecular function: transcription factor binding; DNA-binding transcription factor activity, RNA polymerase II-specific; RNA polymerase II cis-regulatory region sequence-specific DNA binding.